CACAAUUUCACACGACUUUGAAAAACACGAUGCCCAUCCAAGUAGACCAUAAACCAAUCGGCGAAUGUUCCCUCCUUUGCAAGCGACCUUGGGGAAGAAGCCAUUCAAUUGACCCUCCUCCAAUUUCACAAUAAAUUAUGUUCAAAUUCUCGAUUUAAAUCUCCAAUCACAGUUUAUCCCUCUACGCGAUUGGAGUUAUAGAUCCAACCAUAUCCAAUUUUCCCUCUAAUUUCAAUACCUGAUACGAAAAUCCGACAUGGGUAUAAUCAAAAGCACCUUUUCAUUCAUGUUGGGGACAGCUUUCGGGGUCUACGUUGCUCAGAACUAUGACGUUCCGAACGUUAACAAGCUUUACAAGACGGGGCUCGUGAUGGCCAAGCACUAUGAAGAAAAUUAUCGCAAACCCAAAGGGAAAGGCGAUGAUGAUGACCGGAAUGACAGAUGAUUAGGUUUCCAGUUUCUCCCAGGUUUUAAUUCAUAUUUACUUGUGUUUUCUUUCAAUCUGGAUGUUCUUUUCUCGAAAAGCCCCAUUAAUGGAUGGAAUUUGAUUAGAAUUAGGGUUUUGAUAAAGGGGAAUAUAUAAUUUCGAUUUAAAAUUUGUGUUUUGGGAUUUGAAUUAUGUGCUCUUCGUUGCCCUAUAAUCUUGUAUCUUUUGAUGAUAAAUGAGGAAUUGUUGAACCAAGUUAGAGAA
Lactuca sativa (garden lettuce) is the source of this 691-nucleotide messenger RNA. RefSeq lists its product as uncharacterized. The record is from RefSeq and is a predicted model, not a curated record. Lineage: Eukaryota; Viridiplantae; Streptophyta; Magnoliopsida; Asterales; Asteraceae.